AUGACCAUACCGAUUUCGGUACGAAGUUCACGAAUACCUCCAGCCUUGUACCAAAUUGUGUUCUGUCGCAAAAUGAGCUACCAGGGAUUUAUUGCGCCGCAAAAAAUUGUCCCUCCUGUACACCGCGACCUAAAGUCGCUUGACAGAAGUUUAUUUUCAUUGUCCUUCGACGUCUGGACGGUUCUGUUUCCUGAGGCUGCGCAAAUGGGUAACUUCAUUAAAACAUUCAAACAGGAUACUGUGCAAAUCCCGCGACUGCCGUUUUUGUUCAAACUGUCUAAGUCGGAGAACAAGCUCGAAGAGUAUCCCAAAAAUCCAGAUUUCAAGGCUGUUGCACUCAAUCACAGGGUCCAGUCGCUGGAAGACAUAGAAACAUACAUUUCGCCCGAGGCACAAAACUAUAUACGAGAUUGCGAGGGCAAGUUCUUCAAGCACCGGUUCACACUGGACUAUGAUUUCUGGAGAGCAGAGGAAAUACUUCAGAGCGUUCUCCCAGAAAACCUUUUGCACGAGGUUCCAACUUCUUUCACCAAGACGGGCCACGUAGCCCACGUGAACCUGAAAGAUGAAUACAAGCCGUACGGCACUCUCAUAGGACAGGUGAUUUUGGACAAAAAUCCGUACAUCAGGACUGUGGUGGAUAAACAGGACACAAUCGACACUGUUUUCCGGACAUUCAAAAUGAAGGUCAUUGCAGGCGAGGAGAAUCUGCUGGUGGAACAGAGGGAAAGUGAUUGUGUUUUCACGUUUGAUUUCUCCAAGGUGUAUUGGAAUUCGCGGCUUUCCACAGAGCACGGACGGCUGGUCAAGAUGUUCAGCCCGGGAGACGCUGUUUGCGACGUCAUGGCGGGUGUCGGGCCUUUUGCCGUGCCCGCGGGUAAAAAGCAGUGCAUCGUCUUUGCCAACGAUCUGAACCCAGAAAGCUAUAAAUACCUCAAGCUGAACGUAAAGAAAAAUAAGGUUGACAGCUUUGUCAACUGUUUCAAUGAGGACGGAAGAGAUUUUAUCCAAAAGUCCCCAAAACUGCUUGCGAAUUUUGCAGAAAAACACAAGCAGAUUGAGGUUAGCAAGCCGAACGCGCGUGGAACAAAGAAACACAAGGUCACCAGGGUCGAAAUCCCAUGCUUUUUCUCGCACUAUGUCAUGAAUUUGCCGGACUCUGCCAUAACGUUUGUGGACGCGUACGUGGGUCUCUUUUCCAAUGCUUUCCCAGAGUUGACGCGCAAAGAGGUGAAAAACCUGCCAGGAUACAAAUUACCGACCAUUCACGUCCACCAUUUCGAAAAGUUCGCACCGACCGAGAAUCCAGAGCCGACCAAGCAAGAAUUGCAGCACAGAAUCCACCGAAAAUUGGUGGACCUUUUGAAAUUUGAGAUACCGUUCGAAAACCUCUCCUUCCAUUACGUCAGACUGGUGGCCCCCACCAAGCCCAUGUUCUGUGUCUCUUUCACGCUACCAGAAGAAGUCGCGUUCGCCACAGCAAAAAAAUAA
Ogataea angusta is the source of this 1491-nucleotide messenger RNA. RefSeq lists its product as uncharacterized. The coding region runs from base 1 to 1491 and encodes 496 amino acids. Lineage: Eukaryota; Fungi; Ascomycota; Pichiomycetes; Pichiales; Pichiaceae. Gene Ontology annotation, cellular component: mitochondrial matrix; cytoplasm. The transcript has a single exon. Gene Ontology annotation, biological process: tRNA N1-guanine methylation; mitochondrial tRNA methylation. The record is from RefSeq and is a predicted model, not a curated record.